GUUUUUCUCCCUCCUCUCCUCAACUCAACUCAACUCCCGAUACUGUACGCUGCCUGCUGUACUGCUCGCUCUCCUCAGUCCAGCUAUCUCCCAUAGACUUCGCACCAACCCCUCGCACGCACCACCAAAGAAAACAACGUUUUUUUUUUCUUCUCAGGAAAAGAGAGAGAGAGAGAGAGGAAAAUUAUACUACUACUCCUGCUCUACUGUCCAGCCACGGACACCAAGGCAGGAGAGGGGAAGGGGGAUGAGCAGCUCGGCGUGGUGAGGUGAGCCGAGAGGUGGGGCGGUGGCUGCUGCAUUGCAUUGGGCGGGAGAGAUCGAUCGAUCGCUCGCCGGCGCUGGGGCUGGGAUCUCGCGGCGCUCGAGGGCGCUGAGGAGGAGCUCUGUGGCUGCUGCGGCUUCUUGGUCAGGCGCCGGCGUUGUGCCCAUUGGGCUGGGGUCAAGCUCGCCGUGAUCUGGGGAUUUGGAUCUCCGAGGCGCGUUGCCCGUUCGCUGUCGGGAGCCGCCGGGGCGGGUGGUGGGUGGAAGGCUCCAUUGCGGCAGUUCGGUGGGCGGCUGCUGAUUGGGGGCAGCCGGGUGGGAGAUCUGGCCGUCGGCGGGGAGCUGCAGAUCCCCUGCCUACUGCGCGUCCACGCUUCGCUGCCGUGGAGAUUCUUGAGGAGGUUGGUGGUGGGGAUGGGGAUGGUCGGAGCCUACGCGGAUCCCUUCCUGCCUCCGAAGAUGGCCUUGUCGGCGUACGCCGCGCCGAUGGGGGAGUAUGGCCAGCCGCAGCCGCAGCCGGCGCCGCGCCCGCCGGCCUGCCCGUACUCGUCUUCCUCCUCCUCGCCGCCGCCGGUCUCCGCGUCGUACCAUUCUUGGCCUCCGGCGACGUCAGCUUCGCCGGUGAGUAGCCCACCUCCGGUCUCCUCUCCGCCAGAGUCGUUUCCGUCAUCGCCGCCGCCGGCAUUGUCGCCGCCGCCGCCGGACGCUCCUCCCCCAUCGCUCCCGCCGUCUCCGCCGCCGUCCCCACCCCCGUCGCCGCCCCAUGUGGAGGUGCAAGCGCCGCCGCCGCCGAUGACAACUGACCAGCCGCACGUCCAGCCCCGCGUGUACCCAUCACCCCCGCCGCCGUCUCUCCCCCCACCUCCGCCUCAGACCUUCUCGCCGCCAUCGCCACCUCCAUUUCACCCACCGUCGUCGUCGCCCGCUCCAGCUCCAGUGCCUGCUGCUGUAGUCUAUCCGCCUCCUCCCCCACCAAGAAUCGCCUCUCCACCGCCGCCGCGUAAUCACAUCAAGCCACAUUACGUGCCGCGGUCAUCUGCGAGGUCGCAUUCGAAUUCGACCCGCGCAUCAAGUGGCGCCGGCAAGAACAUCGAGAUAUCGAGGGAGGCAGCCACCACAAUUGUAGCACUUGCCGGGCUUGCCAUGCUCAGCUUUGUCGGCGCUACAAUUUGGUUCGUCAAGAAGAAGCGCCGGCGGAUAGAGCCUCCUGCAUCACUGCCGACGCAGCAGCCAGCUCCGCCGCCACCGCCAAACUACUUUCCCUCUUCCGGUGGAUCCUCGCUAACGUCAGAUGCAUUUUUCAUAUCACCUGGAUAUCAUCCGGUCAGGUUGUUCAGUGCGGGGAGCCAUGGGUAUCCAUAUUCACCAGCUGAUUCUGCCAUUGGGUACUCUAGGAUGCUAUUCACCCCAGAAAAUUUGGCAGAAUUCACAAAUGGCUUUGCAGAGCAAAACCUUUUGGGAGAAGGUGGAUUUGGGUGUGUUUACAAGGGCAUCUUGCCAGACAAUCGCCUUGUGGCUGUCAAGAAGCUCAAAAUUGGGAAUGGGCAAGGAGAACGUGAGUUCAAGGCCGAAGUUGAUACUAUCAGCAGAGUACAUCAUAGACAUUUGGUUUCACUAGUAGGCUACUGCAUAGCAGAUGGCCAGCGGAUGCUUGUUUAUGAUUUUGUUCCAAACAAUACGCUUUAUUACCAUCUCCAUGUAAGUGAAGCGGCAGUUCUUGAUUGGCGAACAAGGGUUAAGAUUUCGGCCGGAGCAGCCCGUGGAAUUGCUUAUCUGCAUGAAGACUGUCAUCCUCGGAUUAUACAUAGAGAUAUUAAAUCAUCCAAUAUUUUAUUGGAUGACAACUUCGAAGCUCAGGUUUCUGAUUUUGGACUUGCAAGGCUAGCAGCUGACUCCAAUACGCAUGUCACGACACGUGUCAUGGGUACAUUUGGGUAUUUGGCUCCAGAGUAUGCGUUGUCUGGCAAGUUGACUGCAAAAUCUGAUGUAUAUUCUUUUGGAGUCGUUCUUUUGGAGCUUAUUACAGGAAGAAAACCUGUUGAUGCUUCCCAGCCACUGGGAGAUGAGAGCCUUGUUGAGUGGGCUCGGCCCCUUCUCCUCAAGGCAAUUGAACAUCGAGAAUUUGGUGACCUCCCUGAUCCAAGGAUGGAAAACAGGUUUGAUGAAAAUGAGAUGUAUCAUAUGAUAGGAGCUGCAGCUGCAUGCAUUCGUCAUUCUGCAGCAAUGAGACCGCGGAUGGGGCAGGUGGUUAGAGCACUAGAUAGUUUAGCAGACUCUAACUUGAACAAUGGCCUUCAACCUGGCCGCAGUGAAGUAUUCUUAGAACCACAGUCCGAAGAAAUUAGAUUGUUCCAGCUGAGAGAAUUCGGCAGCCGAGAUUGUAGUGACGAGAUGAGCCAAGCUAGCUGGAGAAGCCGAAGAGAUUUGUAAACAUGUUCAGCACAAGAUCAUUAACAAUUUUUUGGCCAUUCUUUACAUGUAAUUAUCUCUUUUACAUGAUUUUUUUCCCCUCUGAGGCAAUUCAUGUUUCUCCAUGGAAUAAAAUUUUGCAUUCUUUGAGGAGAUAAGUAAAUCAUUCCUUCCCUUUUCAGUGAA
Oryza sativa Japonica Group (Japanese rice) is the source of this 2859-nucleotide messenger RNA. RefSeq names its product proline-rich receptor-like protein kinase PERK8. Gene Ontology annotation, molecular function: ATP binding; protein kinase activity. NCBI's taxonomy places the organism in Eukaryota, Viridiplantae, Streptophyta, Magnoliopsida, Poales, Poaceae. Gene Ontology annotation, biological process: protein phosphorylation. The record is from RefSeq and is a predicted model, not a curated record.